AUGGCACUUCUCGCUGGACACUGGACAUUUGUGUUUGGACUUCUUGGCAAUAUUGUCUCCUUCUUGGUGUUUCUUGCACCCAUCUCGACUUUCUACCAAAUCUACAAGAAAAAGUCGAGCGAAGGCUACCAAUCAAUCCCGUACGUCGUCGCUCUAUUCAGUGCCGUGCUAUGGAUAUACUACGCGUUCCUCAAGACCAACACCACGCUACUCAUCACCAUAAACUCGGUCGGAAUCGUUAUUGAGACGAUUUACAUCGUUUUUUAUGUCGUCUACGCCACAAGAUCGGGAAAGAUUCAAACGGCUAAGCUUCUGGCUUUGCUCAUGGGCUGCGGUGUGGGAUUGAUCGUUGUGACUCAAUUUCUCGUGAAAAGUCCCGUGCAACGUGCAAACAUCGUCGGGUGGAUUUGCCUAAUAUUCUCUUUGUGUGUGUUUGUUGCCCCCUUAUGCAUAGUGAGGCAUGUUAUACGAACCAAGAGCGUCGAGCACAUGCCGUUCCUUUUGUCGUUCUUCCUCACGCUUAGCGCCGUCAUGUGGUUUUUCUACGGCUUAUUGCUCAAAGACUUUAACAUUGCCAUCCCGAACGUGCUAGGGUUCACCUUCGGCAUCCUCCAAAUGGUGCUCUACCUCAUGUACCGAAAACCGAGCGAAAGAAUCGAAGAGCAAAAGCUGCCUGAGAUACAGAAGCAAAUCGUGGUUCUUGACGAGAACAAAAAUGUCGAGAUCAUGAAGAUUAGCACGAUCGACUUGGGUUCGGAAAAAAUCCCGGCCGUGCCCCAGUCGUGCAAGACCGAAGUCGAGCCGAUAGCUCUGCCACAUAAUUAUCCCAGGCAAUGUGAAGUUUGA
Striga hermonthica is the source of this 846-nucleotide messenger RNA. NCBI's taxonomy places the organism in Eukaryota, Viridiplantae, Streptophyta, Magnoliopsida, Lamiales, Orobanchaceae. The record is from the annotation of a GenBank genome assembly.